Messenger RNA from Anopheles arabiensis, 1153 nucleotides. RefSeq names its product trypsin-like. Bases 140 to 994 code for a protein of 284 amino acids. Gene Ontology annotation, biological process: proteolysis. NCBI's taxonomy places the organism in Eukaryota, Metazoa, Arthropoda, Insecta, Diptera, Culicidae. The record is from RefSeq and is a predicted model, not a curated record. Gene Ontology annotation, molecular function: serine-type endopeptidase activity. The transcript is spliced from 4 exons.
CUGGACAACAACUAAUCCACUGGUGCUGGUUUCGUGGCGGAGAUUUAAUUCUCGCCCAGCAGAGGACACGAGCGUCGCGGAUAGUGUCAUUUUCCAGCACGUCGACAGAGUUACGCUACUUCACGUACUUCGCAGCAGAAUGCGAUGCAGCGCCCGUGCUCUCCGAGUGGUGGUCGUGGCCAUCUGUUGCACUGAUUUAAUUUUCGCUUAUUUCGCGCACGCCGUGCCCCUAGAAGCUGUGGUUGCGAGAGUGCAUCGUUUGCCGGCGGUUCGGUUGCUGCAGGUCAGAGCGAGCGACGACCCAAGGGCCGACCGAAUCGUCGGUGGCAGUAAGACAACCAUCGAGAGCGUUCCUUAUCAGGUUUCGCUGCGGUAUUUCAAUAAUCACAUCUGCGGUGGAUCCAUCAUAUCUCACUCGUGGGUGCUGACGGCAGCACACUGUCUGGAUUGGUAUCCCAACAAUGACGAAAUUACAGUGCGCACCGGGAGCACCAGCCAGUCGGCGGGCGGAUCGCUGCAUGCGGUGUUUUACUACCACCUUCACGAGCGCUACGACCCGAACGAGUUCCAGUGGGACGUGGCCACCGUUCGCGUCCGAACGCCCAUGGGGUUGGGCGCGGGCAGAGCGCCCAUUCCGCUGGCCACCUCGACCGAGUGGACCAUUGGCGAGCGCAUCUUGGUGACGGGCUGGGGCUAUCUGACCGCCGCCGGGAAGGUCGACGAUACCUUGCAGAUGAUCUUGCUGGACGCGGUACCGCAGGAGUCGUGCAACCGUACCUGGACCGGUUUCAUCACGGCAGACAUGCUCUGUGCCGGCGGGCCGGGCGUCGAUGCGUGCGCUGGGGACAGUGGAGGACCGGCGGUGCAGGACGGCGUACAGUACGGGAUCGUGUCGUGGGGUUCGAUCGACUGUGGCAACGGACUGCCCGGGGUGUUCACCAACAUUGCUCAUCCGUCGGUUCGAAGUUUCAUUCGCCGCACCACGAUGCUGUAGCCGUUUUCGGGGAGGAGACAAGGUUGACAAGGUCGCAGUGUGCUGCAGACGGGAGAUUAAGAAAAGCGGUUAAUUAAGAUAACGAACAUCGGAUGGCUGGGUGUCUGGGUGCAGAGUCUCGCAAUCUCGCAAUGAAAUAAACACUAGCGAACACGAAAA